Puccinia triticina is the source of this 1140-nucleotide messenger RNA. RefSeq lists its product as uncharacterized. Gene Ontology annotation, molecular function: ATP binding; protein serine/threonine kinase activity. The transcript is spliced from 4 exons. Gene Ontology annotation, biological process: intracellular signal transduction; protein phosphorylation. The record is from RefSeq and is a predicted model, not a curated record. NCBI's taxonomy places the organism in Eukaryota, Fungi, Basidiomycota, Pucciniomycetes, Pucciniales, Pucciniaceae. Bases 1 to 1140 code for a protein of 379 amino acids. Gene Ontology annotation, cellular component: cell cortex.
AUGAUAGGAACAACCAUCGUCUCCCCAUCUCCCAACCGAAAUCGCUACUAUCUCAAUCGGAUCCUAGGUCAAGGUAGCUUCUCCAAAGUCAUCCAGGCACAUCUACUCAAUCAAACCAACAACCAGCCCGUCCCCUCAGAUCAAAUGCCCUCAAACGAAACCGACAAUAUCCGGAUGAGCACUCUCAGAGAAAUCGAGAUCUUGAAGUCAAUCGACCAUCCGACCAUCAUCAAAUUAAUCGAGAGCUUCACAAUCACCAAUGAAUCAACCAACCUGAUCAAGAAGAACUCUUCAUUACAGAUCAUCGUCUUGGAAGAACUCAGAGGCGGGGAGCUCUUCGAGCUAGUUUCAAAAUUCAAAUCGACUCUGAGGCCAUUGAUCAUCUGUAGAUUGAUGGCCGAACUAUGCAUCUCGAUCCAUUGGCUUCAUCAGCACGAUAUCGUACACCGGGAUCUCAAACUUGAAAAUAUCCUACUAGUCAGAGAAAUCAAAAACAUCCCGGAAGAGGAAGAGGACAUCCUGACGAACCCGAACGUAUAUCUAAAAGUGACUGACUUCGGAUUAUCAGUCAAGCUGACAAAGAGUGUCGAUCCGAAGCAUUCGACCGAGAGUGGGAUGAAGUUCUUACAGAGCAGAUGCGGUUCGGAGGAGUAUGCGGCACCAGAAAUCAUCCUUGGACGAGAGUACGAUGGUACGAAGACUGACGGAUGGGCCUUGGGAGUGAUCGGCUACAGUCUCGUCAUGGGCUUCUUGCCCUUCAAAUUACCCCAGCGGAUCGAGCCUGGGACUGAGGGGGACUCGAGAAGGGCUAGUCUGACUAACUCAAACGAGAUCGUUGAAGAAGAGAGCGAACAGGCUUAUCUCAAGAAACGCAAACAAGGGCUACUGAAGAUCAUCAAAUCUGAAUACCGUUGGAAAUCCACUCAGUCCAAUCAUCAUUUAAAUCAUCUGAACCAGAAUCCAAUGGGCUCAGAUGAUCAUCAACUCGUCCAAGGUCAAAUUCAGCUUGUCGACCGACUCCUGGUCCGCGACCCUCUCAAACGAUCUAGCGAUCUCCUCUUUGGCUUCCGAGAUCCGACUUGGUUGGGUCGGUUCAACUGGCUGAAAGAUUCCCUUCUCACCCCUGUUUCUUCCUCAUAA